UCAGACAUGGAGUCCGCUGUAACGAGCUGCUGUUUCUGUUUCCUCUUGCUGUCGGUGUUUAACUGUGACGGGUUCCAUGUCCUCGGUCCGUCUGGUCCUCUCACUGUAGAUCUGGGAGACUCAGUGAUGCUGCCCUGCUUUGUAAAAACUCCUUUACCAAUGGAAGAACUGGAAGUUGAGUGGAAAAGAAAUGACUCUGGAACACUAGUGCACUUGUGGCAGGACGGAGAGAGUCGACCAGAGUCUCAGGACCAGCGUUAUCGUGAAAGAGCUUAUUUCUUCACUGAGGAGAUUGAACAAGGAAACUUAUCUCUGUUUCUUACAAACAUAACUCGAGAAGAUGCAGGAAUUUAUAAGUGUGUCGUUUACACAAACCUUGAAUCUGAUGAAACUCUGAUUGAAAUAAAGGAAAUUGAGCGUUUUGUUGUAUCUGGAGCCCAUGUUAUAUCUGCAUACGCAGGUGAAGAUAUCACUCUGAAUUGCUCUGUAGACUCACAUAUAGCACCAGAAAAUAUAGAACAGGUAUCAUGGAAGAAAAUAGAAAAAAAUAUCAUGGUGCUCUUUUAUGAAGAAGGAGUGGUUCAUACAGACUCGUCAGACAGCAGUUACAGAGACAGAGUGGAGCUAUUCAGUGCUGAAGAAAUAAAGAAAGGAAACUUCUCAUUGAGACUGAAACAUGUGCAAACUGAGGACAUUGGCCUGUUUAUAUGUGAAGUAUUUGCUGAGGGAUUUUCAGCUAACACAACAAUAGAAGUGCGGCAGCUGGGUUUGUCCUCUAUGUAUUUUGGAAUUUUGGGCCUUUGUAUAUCUGCAAUUCUGUUACUUUUCCUAAGUUGCCCAGUGUAUAGGAGUGUAAAGGAUAAUGACCAUAGCAGAAAAGCCCUAUUUAGACAAAGUGCAUUUGUCUUUUGUCCUAACAUUAUUAUGUUCAUUGCCUUCAUCUUAUGGUAUAAAACUGAGGGGAGUUUUGAUGAAGCCGCAACUUGUUCAGCUCUUAAUUUUGUUAGGAUCUUUUUUCUACUUUGGGUUGCUGACAAACUUGGAAGAUUUUAUGGUAUGAUUUAA
Messenger RNA from Clarias gariepinus (North African catfish), 1065 nucleotides. RefSeq names its product butyrophilin-like protein 8. The record is from RefSeq and is a predicted model, not a curated record. Gene Ontology annotation, biological process: positive regulation of T cell proliferation; cell surface receptor signaling pathway; negative regulation of T cell proliferation. The transcript has 6 exons. Lineage: Eukaryota; Metazoa; Chordata; Actinopteri; Siluriformes; Clariidae. Bases 7 to 1065 code for a protein of 352 amino acids. Gene Ontology annotation, cellular component: external side of plasma membrane.